AUGAAGUUCAAGGCGUCUCUCCGGUUGGAUACCCUCCCCUAUCUCUUGGGAGCUACGGCGGCCUUGGCACGCAUGGCCAAGAUGGGAGCUGGUAGCCGGUCCACUGCUUCUGCACUGGGGGCUCCUAUCUGCUACUUGAAGCUGACCCCGAACCAGUUCUUUCUCAAUGUGCGGCACUGUGAUGAAAUGGAAGCGUACAUCGAGGCCGAAACCGUAGCGCUCUUCCACCCUGGUUGGGUGAUUGAGAGCAAGAGGCGAAACAACAUCGGACUCGUCGUGGACGUCUUGCAUCUGCACAACACGCUGAAGCUCGCGUCGCACUGCAGCAGAAUCACCAUGAAGCUCGCAAAGCGCCAAGGCCAAGGAGUUCUUUCUUUCGACUUCACGGACGCCCUGAUGGACAAUCUCUGGAUUACCCAGGACUGUCCAGUUCAAACGCUCCAGGGCGAGGAUGUCGACACCGCCGGCACGCCAGACAUUCCUGCGUGUGAAUGGAACGUGGAAGCUCCCAGGCUGCGUCUCGCCCUCAGCGUCCUGGACCGCAUGACGCGCCUCAAGGCAGACGUCGUGACUGUUGAUGUCACACCCACGGCGGCGGCAGAAGGGCACUGCGAGCUCGCUUUCGCUGGAGCCUCGGAUCUUGUGAACGUGAAAACCGCUUUCCCGAAGUGCGCGCUGCUGGUCGCCGACACAAAUACAAAACAACCGACGGCGCCUCAUGUAGCGCGGUCCUUCAAAACGCGCCGGCUUGCCGCGGCGCUCCGGGUGGCGAUGGACAUGUCGCACGGACGGACGAAUGACGGCCUCGUCGCAUGCGUGAUCCCGGAAGAUGAACAAGCGUAUCCAUGGGCUUGCGUUGUGUUUCAUUCCUCCAAGCUGGAGAGCUUGAAGCUGUUCUGUGUGCUACCCACACUUAGACGCCCUAGGGAUGAUAUGAUUUAA
Molecule: messenger RNA, 942 nt
Organism: Besnoitia besnoiti
Lineage: Eukaryota; Apicomplexa; Conoidasida; Eucoccidiorida; Sarcocystidae
Exons: 12
Coding region: 1-942 (313 amino acids)
Biological process (GO): nucleotide-excision repair; double-strand break repair via homologous recombination; mitotic DNA replication checkpoint signaling
Cellular component (GO): site of double-strand break; checkpoint clamp complex
Source: RefSeq, a predicted model, not a curated record